Messenger RNA from Silurus meridionalis, 3918 nucleotides. It is a transcript of the gene slc4a10b, whose product is annotated as solute carrier family 4 member 10b. Gene Ontology annotation, biological process: transmembrane transport; regulation of intracellular pH; monoatomic anion transport. The transcript has 28 exons. The coding region runs from base 152 to 3622 and encodes 1156 amino acids. Gene Ontology annotation, molecular function: sodium:bicarbonate symporter activity; monoatomic anion transmembrane transporter activity; solute:inorganic anion antiporter activity. NCBI's taxonomy places the organism in Eukaryota, Metazoa, Chordata, Actinopteri, Siluriformes, Siluridae. Gene Ontology annotation, cellular component: plasma membrane; basolateral plasma membrane. The record is from RefSeq and is a predicted model, not a curated record.
GAGAGGAGGGAGGGGAGUUGCAGGGUGAUAAUAUUAGGGUCGGCCUGACUACUAAACAUGUGACUACACUGUGUCGAUGCGUACCGCGCCAGUGCCGUUUCACAGAAGCAGGACAUCUACAGCAGCACAGCCGACCAGCAGGUAAACUAAGAUGGACCUGAAGGACCAGGGCGCUCAAAUGGAGCCGCUGCUUCCCACGGUAAUAACACCUUCCAGAGGAAGAAGUGUGAGAGGUGAUGAGGAGGCAGUGGUGGACAGAGGAGGCACUCGUUCAAUGCUGAAGGCCAAUUUAGAACAAGAGGAUCUGGAAGGCCAUAGAACAUUGUAUAUCGGGGUACAUGUGCCUCUGGGACGCCGAAGCCACAGACGCCACCGCCAUCAUGGUCACAGACACCGGAAGAGGAGCAGGGAGAGAGACUCAGGAGUGUGUGAUGGGCGAGAAUCACCUUCAUAUGACACACCCUCUCAGAGGGUUCAGUUUCUGCUGGGAACUGAAGAUGAUGAUGAAGAGCACAUUCCACAUGACCUCUUUACUGAGCUGGAUGAAAUCUGUCUGCGUGAUGGAGAGGAUGCUGAGUGGAGGGAGACGGCUAGGUGGUUGAAGUUUGAGGAGGAUGUUGAGGAUGGAGGAGAGAGGUGGAGUAAGCCCUAUGUAGCCACACUCUCUCUGCACAGCUUAUUCGAGUUACGCAGUUGCAUCAUUAAUGGCACGGUGCUGCUUGACAUGAGAGCCAACUCCUUAGAGGACAUUGCAGACUUGGUGUUGGAUCAACAGGAAUCCUUGGGGGAGCUUGGAGAGGAGGUGAGAAAGAAAAUCCGAGAAGCCCUGCUCAAGCAGCACCACCAUCAAAACCAAAAGAAGCUGGCCAACCGUAUUCCAAUUGUACGGUCUUUUGCGGACAUCGGCAAAAAACAGUCUGAAUCUAACUCUAUGGACAAGAACGGUGGCUCAUCUUUCUGUUCAGCGCUUAAGUCUUCUCUUUGGGGUUCAUUUAACUCUGAUGGGAGGUACAGGCAGGUGUCUUCCUGCUGGCCUCAAUGCUUCACUUCCAGUGUCUCCAUCUCGUCUCCACUCCCCAAAUCGUCCAACUUCACCUCCACCGACCAAGCCCACACACACAUCUCACUACAAUCCUCACAACAGGCACACAUUGACCUGGACCCAGGCCAGAUGAUCCUUCCUCAGACCCAGCCUAGUGCACAUGACCUCAAGCCAGAGAUCACAAGAGAUUGCAGUAGUGUGGAUUUUAGUAAGAUAGACCUGCACUUUAUGAAGAAGAUUCCUGCUGGAGCUGAGGCAUCUAAUAUCCUAGUAGGGGAGCUGGAGUUCUUGGAGAAACCUGUAGUGGCCUUUGUACGUCUCUCACCUGCAGUCCUUCUCAAUGGCCUGGCAGAAGUUCCUAUAACCACCAGGUUCCUUUUCAUUCUUCUCGGGCCGCUGGGUAAAGGGCCACAGUACCAUGAGAUCGGCAGGUCCAUCGCAACUCUGAUGACUGAUGAGGUGUUCCAUGAUGUUGCAUACAAAGCUAAGGACCGCAAUGAUCUUGUGGCUGGAAUCGAUGAGUUUCUUGAUCAAGUAACAGUUCUACCCCCUGGUGAAUGGGACCCAUCUAUCAGAAUUGAACCACCAAAAAACGUCCCUUCUCAGGAGAAGAGAAAAAUCCCUGCUGUCCCUAAUGGAGAGCUGGCAGAGACUGAAGAACAUGGGGGGCAUGGAGGCCCUGAGCUACAUCACACCGGGAGGCUGUUUGGUGGGCUUUUUCUGGAUAUAAAGCGCAAAGCACCACAUUACCUAUCGGACUACACUGAUGCCAUCAGCCUGCAAUGUGUGGCUUCUUUCCUCUUCCUGUACUGUGCUUGCAUGUCUCCUGUCAUCACCUUCGGAGGAUUGCUGGGGGAGGCCACUGAGGGACGCAUUAGUGCUAUCGAAUCUCUGUUUGGUGCAUCGAUGACUGGGAUUGCGUACUCCCUGUUUGCAGGCCAGCCUCUCACUAUCCUUGGCAGCACUGGUCCUGUGUUGGUUUUUGAGAAGAUAUUAUAUAAAUUUUGCAAAGAGUAUGGGUUGUCCUAUCUGUCUCUGAGGACAUGCAUUGGCCUUUGGACCGCUUUCCUCUGUCUGCUGCUGGUGGCUACUGAUGCCAGCUCACUUGUUUGUUACAUCACUCGUUUUACAGAAGAAGCGUUUGCUUCUCUCAUUUGCAUCAUUUUUAUCUAUGAGGCUCUGGAGAAGCUGAUCCAUCUUGGCGAGACUCACCCUUUUAACAUGAACAACAACCUGGAAAAACUCACCACCUAUUCUUGUGCCUGUAUAGAGCCUGUGAAUCCCAACAAUGCCACCCUGAAUUAUUGGGAGCAGAACAACAUCACAGCAUCAGAGAUCUACUGGGAAGCUCUGGAAGUGCAGGACUGCAUAGAGAAGAAGGGGAUGUUUGUGGGCUCAGCCUGUGGGCCUCAUGGUCCCUACAGCCCUGAUGUACUCUUCUGGUCUGUUGUGCUCUUUUUCUCCACUGUGGCCAUGUCUGCUUUCCUUAAAGAGUUCAAGACCACUCGAUACUUUCCUACCAAGGUCAGAUCAAUCAUCAGUGAUUUUGCUGUGUUCAUUACUAUUCUGACAAUGGUUCUGAUCGACUACGCUAUAGGUGUCCCCUCCCCCAAACUGCAGGUCCCCAACAAUUUUAAGCCAACAAGAGAUGAUCGAGGUUGGUUUAUUAACCCAUUGGGGCCGAACCCCUGGUGGACUUGCAUCAUAUCAGUGAUCCCUGCCCUUCUUUGUACCAUCCUAAUUUUCAUGGACCAGCAGAUCACUGCAGUCAUCAUUAACAGAAAGGAACACAAACUUAAGAAAAGCUGUGGGUACCACCUGGAUCUGUUCGUAGUGGGUGUGAUGCUGGGUGUGUGCUCACUGAUGGGGCUGCCCUGGUUUGUGGCAGCUACAGUGCUUUCAAUCUCACAUGUUAACAGCCUGAAGCUGGAGUCUGAGAGCUCAGCCCCGGGAGAACAGCCUAAGUUUCUUGGCAUCAGAGAACAACGGUUUACUGGUCUUAUGAUUUUCCUCCUGAUGGGAUGCUCUGUCUUUAUGACCUCCAUUCUCAAGUUUAUUCCAAUGCCUGUUUUGUAUGGAGUGUUUCUCUACAUGGGAGCAUCAUCACUGAGAGGAAUACAGUUUUUUGACAGGCUGAAGCUGUUUGGAAUGCCAACUAAGCACCAGCCUGACUUCAUCUACCUGAGGCACGUUCCUCUGAGGAAGGUUCACCUGUUUACCAUCAUCCAGCUCAGCUGCUUGGUGCUUCUCUGGGUUAUUAAAACAUCCCGUGCCGCCAUCGUCUUUCCUAUGAUGGUUCUUGCUCUGGUAUUUAUCCGGAAGCUACUGGAUUUUUUUUUUACUAAAAGAGAGUUGAGCUGGCUGGAUGACCUCAUGCCAGAAAGUAAGAAAAAGAAAAUGGAGGAUGCAAAAAAAGAGGAGGAGCAAAGUAUUUUGGCAGAAGAAGAGGGAGUAGUACAAGUGCCGUUGGAAGGACAUUACAAGGAUGAUCCAUCGUCUGUGAACAUUACAGAUGAGAUGUCUAAAGCCUCAUUUGGAAACACUUGGAAUGCUGUCAGCUCUGAAGGCUCAAAAAAGUGAACCAACCACAAAAGAUGAUGAGCACUUAAGUUUACACACGGCCUGCAGCAGCAGUGAAGGGCAAGGACAUGAAAAAAGAGAGCUUCAACAUAAAGACAAGCCUCUGACCUGCAUCUCUGUCACUGUGUUCUCUCACAAAAUGUGCCAUGUUCCUGCUCCUAUAUGUCUUUGUUCAUUUUUCUUUAGUGUUUUUAAUAGAUUUUUGUCAAUACUGUACGCAUGUUUGGAAAUGGUCAGUCUCUUUAUUUAUAUGUCCGUUCUCUGUUUACUUAAAUAAAACAAUACCAGCGGGUGAA